AUGGGUAAUAGCUUGCAUCACUACAACACAAUACACAUUCGCUCUAAAUGGAGGAAUGUAUGGGAAAAUUAUGGGCAAAAGAGAAUUGAGAUAAGGGGAUCUCAUAUCCCCAUUAUUGUUUGUAAUCUGCAUGGAGUACUCCACAAGGAUUAUGAAGGAUCCGAGAAGGGGACACUUCCUUUCAGAUACUUAGAAGUCCCAAUAUCAGCAAGAAAUAUAUCAGCAAUAGACAAUGAUUCAAUGGCACAAAAAAUAACUAGUAGAAUCAGGGGAUGGGGGACAAGGAACUUCUUUUAUGCAGGAAGGGUGCAACUUAUUAACUCAGUGCUCAUGCAUGUGCAUACAUACUGGGCAUCGAUCUUCAUUCUUCUAAAACUGGUGGUGAAGAGAAUUACAGCAAUCCGGAGGAACUUCCUCUGGGACGGGAAAGUAGAAACAAAUAGAACACCUCUAAUGGCAUGGGAUGUUGUUACUAGACCUAAAAAGGAAAGAGAAAUGGGGAUCAGAGACUGUGUAAAAUGGAAUGAGGCAGCAAUAAAGAAAUAUGUAUGGGAUAUAGCUAAAACUUGUGAGUAA
Molecule: messenger RNA, 576 nt
Organism: Nicotiana attenuata
Lineage: Eukaryota; Viridiplantae; Streptophyta; Magnoliopsida; Solanales; Solanaceae
Exons: 2
Coding region: 1-576 (191 amino acids)
Source: RefSeq, a predicted model, not a curated record